Messenger RNA from Malurus melanocephalus (red-backed fairy wren), 1311 nucleotides. RefSeq names its product translocase of inner mitochondrial membrane 50 (gene TIMM50). NCBI's taxonomy places the organism in Eukaryota, Metazoa, Chordata, Aves, Passeriformes, Maluridae. Gene Ontology annotation, molecular function: phosphoprotein phosphatase activity. The transcript has 9 exons. The record is from RefSeq and is a predicted model, not a curated record. Bases 26 to 1090 code for a protein of 354 amino acids.
CGCCGGCGCUUUGCCGCACAGCAACAUGGCGGCGUCCAUGGCGGGGCGAGCGGUGGCUCUGGGGGUCCGCGCGGCCUUCGGGGGGCGGCGGGGCCGGGCCGCGACCCCCGCGGUGCCACCCCCGGAUCUGCCCGGGCCCCGCCGCCCCCUCAGCGGCCCCGCCGCGGGGGGCCCCGAUACGGCCGCGGUGCUGCGGGAGCGGCUGCGGCAGCACCAGGUGGCCGGUGCCACUCCGGGCCCGCAGGACGAGGAGCCAUCCCGGGGGUCUCUGCGGCGCCUGGCGCUGCGCCUGGGGGGGCUGCUGGCGGCCACCGGGGGCGUGGCCGUGCUCUACAUCUUCGGCAGCAACGCAGUGGACGAGCACGGGGAGAAGAUCCCCGAUGAGUUCGACAGCGACCCCGUGGGGAUCCGGCACCUCCGCAGGACCUUCAAGUACUUCAAGGAUUACAGACAGGUGCGAUUUGGGGUGGGGGGAUCCUGGGAAGGUUUUGGGGUGUCCCCAGGAGUCCCGAGGAAUGGGAGAGACUCUGUCAUUGUCCCCCAGGGGUCUGCCAACAGCUUUGUCCCCCAGGUUGGAAGUGUUUGGUGGCCCCGUCCUGGGGAAGGGGAAAUCCCCCCCAAGACGGCGUUCCCGCUGAUCGACAGCAUCGACCCGCACGGUUUCGUCUCCUACCGCCUCUUCCGCGACGCCACGCGCUACAUGGACGGGCACCACGUCAAGGAUAUCUCGUGCCUGAACCGGGACCCGACACGCGUGGUGGUGGUGGAUUGGCGCCGGGACUCGUUCCAGCUGCAGCCCUACAAUGGUUUGGCGUUGCCGCGCUGGGAUGGCAGCUCCGAGGAUCGGGGGCUCUAUGACCUCGCUGCCUUCCUCAAGACCAUCGCCCUGAGCGGGGUCGAGGACGUUCGGACGGUGCUGGAGAAUUAUUCCCUGGAGGACGAUCCGCUGGCGGCGUUCCUGCGGCGCCGGACGCGCCUGGAGGAGGAGGAGCAGCAGCGCCUGGCGGAGCUGGCCCAAGGCAAGAAACCCCCGGGGGCGUUCCUGGGGUCCCUCACCGGGCGCCUCUGGCCGCGCUCCAAGCAGCAGUGACGUCACCGUGACGUCACCAAAACGUCAUCGGCGGCGCCGGACCGGCGUCAGAAGUGGGGGAGAGGACAAACACCCCCCGCCCCUUUGCCCCCCAUCCCAAAUUCCCGGGAAUGCCGCAGCUGCGGGAGGUGGAUCCGGGGGAUUGGGGAAUUUUGGGGGAAUUUUGGGAGGGUUUGGGGCAGUUCCAGGCCCGUUUUGGGGUGAAUAAAGGCUGAUGUGGA